AUGUCGCAGGAACUGCCGUACAAGUUAGAUGGAUCCGGUCGACUCCAUGGACGAGUUGCAGUGGUAACCGGAUCGUCAUCCGGCAUGGGUCGAGCAAUCGCACUCGCAAUUGGGCGAGAAGGCGCACACGUCGUUUGUUCAGACUUGAAGGCCGAAGCGGCACAGCAUGGCUUCGAGCAUGACCGGGCCAUACCAACACACACCGUCAUCGCCAACAAUGGGGGGAAAUCAGCCUUCCAAAAGUGUGAUAUGGGGAAGACGGAAGAAAUCUGGUCUUUGAUUGACUUUGCGGUCAAGGAAUUCGGCAAAUUGGACAUCCUCGUAAAUAAUGCGGGACUAUGGUUACCGCUCCGUGACUUCGUCGAAGAGACCGAUGAGAUGUGGGACGCUAUGAUGGGGAUAAACGGAAAAGGAUGUGCCACAUCCAUGCGCCAAGCCAUCAAGCAGUUUCUUCGCCAGCCCGUGGAUCCCAAGUCUGGAUGUCGAGGUCGCAUUGUAAACAUCUCCUCAAGUGCGGGAAUCGUCGCCAUCCGACGAGAAGCAACGUAUGCAGCAAGCAAGGCAGCUGUGUCUAUGCUUACCAAAAAUGUCGCAUUGGAUCAUGCUAAGGACGCCAUCAACGUGAAUGCAGUCUGUCCUGGAGUCGUCCGGACAGCAAUGUCAAGUACGAACUUCAACGAUCCUUUAAUUAUCGCAGAAAUGAAAAAGGGAACUCCAUGGCCUAGGCUUGGAGAGCCAAACGACAUUGCGAAUGUCGUGGUCUUCCUGCUUACAGAUGAAGCACAGUGGGUGACUGGUCAGAAUAUUGCGGUUGAUGGAGGCUUCACCGUAGGCAUACCAUUAUAA
Messenger RNA from Lachnellula hyalina, 846 nucleotides. RefSeq names its product putative short-chain type dehydrogenase/reductase. Gene Ontology annotation, molecular function: oxidoreductase activity, acting on the CH-OH group of donors, NAD or NADP as acceptor. The transcript is spliced from 2 exons. The coding region runs from base 1 to 846 and encodes 281 amino acids. The record is from RefSeq and is a predicted model, not a curated record. NCBI's taxonomy places the organism in Eukaryota, Fungi, Ascomycota, Leotiomycetes, Helotiales, Lachnaceae.